Aspergillus glaucus CBS 516.65 is the source of this 1950-nucleotide messenger RNA. RefSeq names its product calnexin (gene clxA). The transcript is spliced from 5 exons. Gene Ontology annotation, biological process: protein folding. The coding region runs from base 151 to 1821 and encodes 556 amino acids. Gene Ontology annotation, cellular component: endoplasmic reticulum; endoplasmic reticulum membrane. The record is from RefSeq and is a predicted model, not a curated record. Lineage: Eukaryota; Fungi; Ascomycota; Eurotiomycetes; Eurotiales; Aspergillaceae. Gene Ontology annotation, molecular function: calcium ion binding.
UCUUCCUCCACUUCUGUGAGCUAGUUAGCUGGCAAUCUAUCUUUCUCUCUUAUCUAGAUUGUCGCCUCUUCUUUCCUCCUCUAGGAGGGCCAAUUGAUCCGUGACUUUUGUUGUUUACUUGUUCUUGUAGCUACUAGCUGUCGUCCCAUCAUGCGUUUUAACACUGCCUUUACAUCGGCGCUUGUCUCCUCGGCCUCUCUCAUGGGUUAUGCCCAUGCUGAGGAAGCUGAGAACAAGCCCGAUUCGUCGUCCGUCGCCGAGAAGCCUACUUUCACGCCGACAAACUUGGAAGCGCCGUUCCUCGAACAAUUCACCGAAGGCUGGGAGUCCAGAUGGAUUCCUUCCCACGCCAAAAAGGAGGACUCUAAGUCGGAGGAUGACUGGGCUUAUGUCGGUAACUGGGCCGUCGAAGAGCCCUCCGUUUUCAAGGGAAUCGAGGGCGAUAAGGGUCUCGUCGUGAAGGAUCCUGCCGCUCACCACGGCAUCUCUGCCAAGUUCCCCAAGAAGAUUGACAACAAGGGCAAGACGUUGGUGGUUCAGUAUGAGGUCAAGCCGCAGAACUCCCUUGUCUGCGGUGGUGCCUACCUGAAACUUCUCCAGGAGAACAAGAAGCUCCACGCCGAGGAAUUCUCCAACGCCUCGCCCUACGUGAUCAUGUUUGGUCCCGACAAGUGCGGUGCCACCAACAAGGUUCACUUCAUUUUCCGUCACAAGAACCCCAAGACCGGCGAGUACGAGGAGAAGCACCUCAAGGCUCCCCCGGCCGCUCGCACCUCCAAGGUCACCUCCCUCUACACCUUGAUCGUCCGGCCCGACCAGUCCUUCCAGAUCCUCGUUGACGGCGAGUCCAUCAAGGACGGCACCCUUAUUGACGACUUCAACCCCCCUGUCAACCCGGCCAAGGAGAUCGACGACCCCAAGGACAAGAAGCCGGCUGACUGGGUCGAUGAGUCCAAGAUCCCUGACCCCGAAGCCAAGAAGCCCGAGGACUGGGAUGAGGAGGCGCCCUUCGAGAUCGUCGAUGAGGAUGCCACCAUUCCCGAUGACUGGUUGGAGGACGAGCCUACCAGCAUUCCUGACCCCGAGGCUGAGAAGCCCGAAGACUGGGAUGACGAGGAGGAUGGUGACUGGAUCCCUCCCACGGUCGCCAAUCCCAAGUGCAACGAAGUCUCUGGAUGUGGUCCCUGGUCGGCCCCUCUGAAGAAGAACCCGGCCUACAAGGGCAAGUGGAGCGCUCCUCUGAUUGACAACCCGGCCUACAAGGGUCCUUGGGCUCCCCGCAAGAUUGCCAACCCUGCCUACUUCGAGGACAAGACUCCCUCCAACUUUGAGCCCAUGGGUGCUAUUGGUUUCGAAAUCUGGACCAUGCAAAAUGAUAUCCUGUUCGACAACAUCUACAUUGGUCACUCCGCCGAGGAUGCUGAGAAGCUCCGCAAGGAGACCUUUGAUGUCAAGCGCCCUGUGGAGGCCGCUCAGGAGGAGGCCGCUAAGCCCAAGCCGGAGGAGAAGGGUGCAACUCCCAGCGUCAGCUUCAAGGAGGACCCCGUUGUUUACGUCCGUGAGAAGGUGGACUAUUUUGUUGGUUUGGCCAAGCAGGACCCCGUUCACGCCAUCAAGCAAGUGCCCGAGGUGGCCGGUGGCCUGGGUGCCCUUCUUUUCACGAUGAUCCUCAUCAUCGUUGGAGCCAUUGGCGCCAGCAGCCCUGCUCCUGCCAGCCAGAAGGGCAAGGAAGCCGCUGGUAAGUCCAAGGAGAAGGAAGGCGAAGCUACCUCUUCCUCUGCGGACACUGGCAAGAGCGGUGCUACCAAGCGUCGGUCAUAGAGAUUUUAGUUCAUCUUACGAAAAAAGAAAAAAAGGGGCCGAUAUAGCCACUGUGCAACCAGUGUUAUUCUUUUCUAUUACUGUUUAUUUGUUCCUGAGCUUUUUUUUUUUUUUUUUUUUUUUUUUUUU